UUUCAAAGAAGUCUUCCCCAGUUACCUCUUCCAAAGCUCGAAAAGACCUGUAAGAAUUAUCUGAAAGCUGUUCAACCGAUACUCAACGCGGAACAAUACAGAAGUGCCCAGGGUCUCAUCUGGGACUUUUGCAACGGUGAUGGGCGACGACUGCACCAAGAUCUGUCCACUUGGUACAAGUAUCACAAACACACAAGCUACAUAACAGAACCUUGGUUCGACAUGUACCUCAAAUCAAGGGUUCCAUUGCCGCUCAAUUUCAAUCCUUUUCUGGUGUGGAAACUAGAUCCAGACUCAAAAUAUAAUGAGCAGGCAUGCAUGGCAGCUAACUUAGUCAUCUCCGCAUUGCGGUUCAAGCGAUCCCUUGAAUUCGAGACCUUAGCACCACAAGUGUUUUACCUCGACGAGAAAACGAGAAAUUCGCCAUACUUCCAGAAUUUAAUCCGAUGGACUCCUGAAAACGUCGCCUGCUAUGUUGCCUACCUCUUCAAGGCAUACCCUCUAGACAUGUCACAGUUUCCGUUCUUGUUCAGCACCACCCGCAUUCCCGCGUUGUUCAAGGACCAACUGGUUAUCAAUCGUUCUUCCCGUCACGUGGCCGUAAUUAGAAAUGGGAACUUCUUCAGCGUGGAAGUGCUCGACAAAGAUGGCUUUUUACAUCCUCCGGAUUUGAUAUAUAUCUGUUUUUUGAAUAUCGUGCAACAGCCGUUGCAGCCGGCGGCAUUUCCUUUGGGAAUUUUAACGACGUUGGAUCGUGAGCAGUGGUCUUUGGCUAGAAGUCAGUUAUUGGCGAUCGAGGACAACCAGUCGAUUUUGAAAGAACUGGACGGCGCGUUAUUUGUUGUUAACUUAGACAGCGAUAGUUCUAGGGAUGCCACUGCAAUAGGCAAGAAUUUUCUUCAUGGCGACGGCUGCAACAGAUGGUUUGAUAAGUCGAUUCAACUCAUCGUUGAGCCAAACGGUCUGUCUGGAAUCAACUUCGAACAUUCAUGGGGGGACGGAAUGGCGGUUCUGCGCCUGUUGGAAGAAGUCAGCUUGGACUGUCGUCGAAAAAAAUGGGCGGAACCCCAGAAUACAGCACUUCUCAAAAAAGUCGAUGUCUCGCAAUGCGUCAGGAAAUUAGAAUUUAAACUAAGCAGAGGAUUGGAAGAAUUGAUAAGAAAAUCUAGAGAGUCGUUUAAGAAGUUGACAGAGCGUCUUCAGUUAAAGGUGCUCUCUUACGAUGGUAUAAGCCGACGGUUUCUGCAGAGCAAAGGCAUUAGUCCUGACUCAUUAGUUCAGUUGGCGAUUCAGAUUGCGUUUUACCGCAUUCAUCAUGAGCCAGCUGCCACUUAUGAGUCAUGUUCUACCGCUGCCUUUAAACAUGGACGUACUGAAACAGUGCGCCCGGCUACAAUGGCUACAAAGCGUUUCGUCCACGCAUUGAUCAACGACAGACUAUCAAAUGCCGAUCUUUUACCAUUGUUGCUCGACUGCUCAAAGGAACAUUCAUCGCUUGUGAAGCAGGCUGUAACUGGUAAUGGAUUUGACCGCCACAUGUUCGCCUUGAAGGCCCUUGCAGAACGUCAGGGCAACCGUAUCCCUGCGGUAUUCAUGGAUGAGACGUACUCGACUGCCAACCAUUUCCGGGUCUCAACUUCGUCUUUGUCCUCGGAAAACUUGUUUUUGGGCGGAUUCGGACCUGUUGUAGUCGAUGGUUUUGGCAUUGGCUACAAUUUCAGGGACGAGCGCCUUGGAUUCGUUGUUACUUGCUAUUCUGACAAAAAUAAUGCUCAGGAAUUUGUUAAUACUUUACACACUUCUCUGGAUGACUUAAAUAACAUUUUAAAUUCUAUUAAAUCAUAG
This is a messenger RNA of Soboliphyme baturini, 1845 nucleotides long. The record is from the annotation of a GenBank genome assembly. NCBI's taxonomy places the organism in Eukaryota, Metazoa, Nematoda, Enoplea, Dioctophymatida, Soboliphymatidae.